Diaporthe citri is the source of this 1185-nucleotide messenger RNA. RefSeq lists its product as uncharacterized. The record is from RefSeq and is a predicted model, not a curated record. Lineage: Eukaryota; Fungi; Ascomycota; Sordariomycetes; Diaporthales; Diaporthaceae. The transcript is spliced from 4 exons. Bases 1 to 1185 code for a protein of 394 amino acids.
AUGCUUGACCAAGCGAUGGAGCUCUUCCGCCGCCUGAUUGGCAUCCUCAUUGCCACCUUCGAUAUUGCGUACACGCUCAUCUACUACGCUUAUGCCACUAUUAUCUACAGCACCGGGGCUGUCUUCCUCCUCCUCUGUUGGUGCGCAUUCUGCGCGCUCACCCAGUCCGUCGCCGAUCACGUCCCUAUCAAAAGGUGGACUGAUCGCCGCCUUCAGGAUAAAUUCUUGCGAAAGGUCAAGAAUAUGGGCUAUCAAGAGCUCAACAUGAGAGCCAGGCUCAUCAAUGUUGGAGAAGACAUCAAGAUGCGCAACGAGGCCAACAACCAGAUUCUCAAGGAGAUUUGCGACGCGGGAAAUUUCAUCAUGAGAAAGGUUAAAUACUAUGAGCCUGAAUUCAGAACUGGCCGCUACGACAUCCAGCCAGUUAUUCCUGGGAUGUUUAUCCCCCCACACCCAACCCCGGCGGCCCCAUCUCCCUUCGCCAUCGUCCGCUGGUGGUUCUCACAAGACUAUGAUAGCCACCGCCUAGAGUGCUCCAUCGCAGGCUUCUCCACACAGCUCACACAGAACAAGCAGAGGCUGAAGGCCCUGGACCAGGAGAGCGAAAGCCUGAAGCUGGAGCUGACCCAGGCCCUGGAGAGGAAGCGCCAGGUGCGGCACGAGCCCACCCUCCCGAACUACAAGCAGAUGUACCGCAACUUCGACGAGGCCCUCGAGACCAUGAGGACGCUCCGGCACAAUCUACCCCUGCACCAGUGCACCUACGUGUGCACAUGUCCGCAGGAGGCGGCUCCCUCCUACCCGGAGUGGCUUGUGCCUCCCAAGCGACUGCGACGGUGGGAGUGGGGUUUGCUGGCCCCGGGCCAGUCGCCUCCCCGGGUGACGUCUCUUCCAGACGUCGGGAGCUGGUCUGCGCCUCCGGCUGCCCCGGCUCUGAGCCAACCUCCUCCUGCUGCCGCCACCCCAUUCACCCCAGCCACCCUCGUCUCACUGCCGGCCCUGUAUCUGCCGCCUCUCUUUGGGCCACCACCUCCUGCUGCCCCUGUGAGGCCUGUCACACCUCCACCACCUCCUCCAACGAGCCUCUCCCCGGCCGAGCGGCUCCGGGACCCUGCCGGUGUUCGUGCCAGGGCUCCUACCCCUCCGCCCCCAGCCAGUCCUCGCUCUUCUCGCCCUCACUCUUGA